Messenger RNA from Danaus plexippus (monarch butterfly), 1521 nucleotides. RefSeq names its product bifunctional arginine demethylase and lysyl-hydroxylase PSR (gene PSR). Gene Ontology annotation, molecular function: P-TEFb complex binding; histone H4R3 demethylase activity. Lineage: Eukaryota; Metazoa; Arthropoda; Insecta; Lepidoptera; Nymphalidae. The transcript has 3 exons. The record is from RefSeq and is a predicted model, not a curated record. The coding region runs from base 93 to 1256 and encodes 387 amino acids. Gene Ontology annotation, cellular component: nucleus; cytoplasm. Gene Ontology annotation, biological process: phagocytosis.
AAUGUCAGAAUGUAAAAAAGAGUAAAAACUAGUCAACCGGGAAAGCAGCAAGGACAUAUUUAUUACAUUUUAUAUUUUUCUAACCUUAAGCAAUGGAAACUGACUACAAACUAUCGCAUAAAACCAAAAAGCGAAUUAAAGAAGUUAAAAGAAAGGCCAGACCUGAACUAGCUGAUAAACACCAAUGGACAGCCUUAAAAUAUUCUAAUAAUUUUGAGGAGUUUUUAAAAUGUAAAGAUAACGUGGAUAGAAUCAACGCGAACGAAUUCAGUGAGGAGGAUUUUAUAGACAAGUAUGAAAAGAUUUACAAGCCCGUUGUUAUCACGCACACUCAAACAAAUUGGAAAGCCAAUAAUAAAUGGACUCAGGAUAGACUGGCCAAAAAGUAUCGGAAUCAAAAGUUCAAAUGCGGAGAGGACAAUGAAGGUUAUAGUGUUAAGAUGAAAAUGAAGUAUUACAUAGAGUAUAUGAGGACGACCACUGAUGAUAGUCCACUUUAUAUUUUUGAUAGUAGUUUCGGAGAGCAUCCAAGAAGGAAGAAACUUCUGGAAGACUAUGAAGUACCUAAAUACUUUAAAGAUGAUUUGUUUAAGUACUGCGGCGAAGAAAGGAGACCGCCUUAUAGAUGGUUUGUUAUGGGUCCCCAAAGAUCGGGAACCGGCAUUCAUAUUGACCCACUCGGAACUAGUGCAUGGAAUGCUCUCGUCUUUGGACAUAAGAGAUGGUGUCUGUUCCCAACUCACACUCCGAGAGAAAUGAUCAAAGUAACUGGUGCUAUGGGAGGAAAACAGAGAGAUGAAGCAAUUACUUGGUUUAAGCUCAUUUACCCUAAAACACAGCAAGACUCCUGGCCGAAGGAGUAUCAGCCAGUUGAGAUACUUCAGAAGCCAGGUGAGACUGUAUUUGUUCCUGGAGGUUGGUGGCACGUCGUUCUUAACCUGGAUGACACAGUGGCUGUGACUCAGAACUUCUGUAGCCGUACCAACUUCCCUGUUGUGUGGCACAAGACUGUUAGAGGACGUCCCAAAUUAUCUAAGAAGUGGAUCAAAGUGCUCGAGGCCAAAGAACCAGAGCUGUACAAAGUCGCAAGUGGAAUGGAUCUGAGUCAGAGUACUGGGGUGGCCUCCGACAGCUCGUCCAACAGCAGUUCUUCCAGUAGCGACAGCGACAGUAGUUCAUCGGAGAGCUCCAGUGAAGAAGACAGUGGCCAGGAGAGCAUCACCGCCCACAAGAAGAAGAGAAAAAGGAAACUUUAAACACAAAAACAUCUCAACUAUGUAUUAAUUCAAAGCACCAAGAGAUAGGGUAUUUCUAUUUGUAAGCCAAAUUUAAUUUCUGUAUUAUUAGAUAUAAUGAAUUUAUUUAACAUAUUCUGUUUAUUGUCAAAUGAAUGAAAUAUCUUUUGUUGUAGGACCAAACUAAAUAUCAAUAUUAUUAGUUCUAGUUUUAUUGUAUUUCUACCAGGAAGUUUUUAGAUGAGUUUAGAAGGAUUCAAUUAAAGAGGACUUGUAUUAUCGUUUA